This is a messenger RNA of Varanus komodoensis (Komodo dragon), 852 nucleotides long. Its product is annotated as H-2 class II histocompatibility antigen, E-S beta chain-like. The record is from RefSeq and is a predicted model, not a curated record. Gene Ontology annotation, molecular function: MHC class II protein complex binding. Gene Ontology annotation, biological process: immunoglobulin production involved in immunoglobulin-mediated immune response; peptide antigen assembly with MHC class II protein complex; antigen processing and presentation of exogenous peptide antigen via MHC class II. The transcript has 5 exons. Gene Ontology annotation, cellular component: MHC class II protein complex; membrane. Lineage: Eukaryota; Metazoa; Chordata; Lepidosauria; Squamata; Varanidae. Bases 1 to 852 code for a protein of 283 amino acids.
AUGGAUAGCGUUCUGCAGAAGCCAGCUCCCCCUCCCCGGCUGGCAGCCAUGGGACCCCCUCCGGUGUGGGCAGCCCUCCUGCCUGCCCUGCUGGGGCUGGCCCCGAUCCGCAGCGCUGCAGAGGGAAAGACCCCCCCGGCCCAAUUCCUGAUGCAGGGCACAGCCGAGUGCCGCUUCGGUAGGGGCUCCCCGCCACGCAGGGUGCGCUUCUUGGCCCACUACUUCUACAACCAGCAGGAGAUCCUUCACUUCGACAGCGACCUGGGGGCGUUCCUGGCCGUGUUGGAGCUGGGCCUGCCCGAGGCCCGGAGCUGGAACAGCCGGAAAGACCUCCUGGAGAUGUACCAGGCAGAGGUGGACCUCUUCUGCCGGAAGAACCACGAGGCGGUGAGAGCCAUUGUCAGGCAGGUCCAGCCCACAGUCACCAUCUCCCCCAGCAGGAACGACCCCCUCUCCCCCCGCACCCUGCUGCUCUGCACCGCAGCAGGAUUUUAUCCCCCGGAGAUCGAGGUCCGCUGGCUGAAGAACGGGCGACGGGCGACGGAGGGGGUCUUCUAUGGAGAGGUCCUCCAGAACGGGGACUGGACGUACCAGACGCAGAUGAUGCUGGAGGACACCCCCCAGCGCGGAGACGUCUACGCCUGCCAGGUGGAGCACGCCAGCCUGGAGACGCCCAUCGCCGUGCAGUGGGAACCUUGGACGUCAGCAUCUGCCCGGCGUAAAAUAUGGACAGGGGUCACAGUGGCUCUAUUGGGCCUCCUCUUUGGGGUGCUGGGACUCUACCACUAUCUGAAAAGCAAGAACGGUGACGGAAAAGGUUCUUCCUUCUGCAGGGGCUCAAGGGAACUGUAG